Molecule: messenger RNA, 3387 nt
Organism: Guyanagaster necrorhizus
Lineage: Eukaryota; Fungi; Basidiomycota; Agaricomycetes; Agaricales; Physalacriaceae
Product: WD40 repeat-like protein
Exons: 21
Coding region: 188-3241 (1017 amino acids)
Biological process (GO): proteasome-mediated ubiquitin-dependent protein catabolic process
Cellular component (GO): GID complex
Molecular function (GO): protein binding
Source: RefSeq, a predicted model, not a curated record
CCUGCCUCAUGUUCGAAAUUGCCUUGUGGGUGCAAUUGCUCGUAUUGACGUCCUACAUGAUUAUUGUUACGAGCUUACAUUUAACGAUAAUCUGACAUAGAAUAUACGACCUUACAACGACUUGGGCACGUCUUCCUUUGAAGGCUGGAGCAAAUAGAAUUCAAGUUGACAUACUGGAGGAACCAAGAUGCCCAAUAUAAACGCCAUUGUUGGUCUUGUGGAAGACGAUGGUACAGCACGAAAACACCGUAAAUCAACGAGGAAGGAGACCAUUUUGAGUUUGGUGGAAAUGUUGCUAAGAGAAGACGGUAACAUUUCUCAGGAGGAAGCACCUGUUCUAGAAGACGACAGGGAUGUUCCGACGGUGGAUGAACACCUUCAAGCCGCGGGUGCAGACACAUUCUACAGGUUUCACAAGAGGAUCAACAAUCUGGACACAGAGCUGCGCAACUUCGCCAAUGCUGCGCGCCAACUGGGGAGUUCCGCAGCGAUUCUCUCCUCCGCUUUCCACCUACGCGAACGCCUCGCCCACCUGCUUCACCUUUACCGAGAAAAUGCUGCCGAUCUUUUUCCCCGGAAAAUUACUCAUGUCACGCAUAUUAACAAUGUCGAAGCUGAAACGCAUAUGAGGAGACUACAUCGACGUGCUAAACCCUCGCGGCCCCCGCAGCAUUUCUCGAGGCCCGUCAUCGACGAGAAUUUGGAUCUUGAGGACUUUCCAGAUCAGUUCGAAGCCCUGGCGAAGGACAUUACAACUUUCAUGAAUUGUUUGAAUGAAUUCCCAGAGUUUACGGACGAAGCAGUUAAUGCCUCGAUAUCUGCCUUUGAAGGUGACUUAAAAUAUUGGGCCUCGUGUCUACGCGUGUAUCAAGGGCAAUUUCGGUACCCUGCGGUACAACGGUACAUACACGACCUCACAUCUGAGAUGGGCGAACACAUCGACAGCAUCACGUCAACCCUAUCUAUGUUCAUCGAAGUCGGUGUGCCCACUAUCCGCUUCGCGCAAAAACACGGGGCUACCAACUUACUUAAUCUCUCUACCGUCGCUACCUUCUUUUCUGCCGUGACAGCGACAACGAUGCAGUUUUCAUACGAGCUUCAGGGCAGUACUGCUGCAGUGGUAAACUCUUUCUGGUUUGCCUCUCUGGUAUUUUCAAUUGCAGCCGCUGUGAAUAGUUUACUGGGUCUCACGUGGAAACAAGCUAUGUAUCGUUCUCCGGGCCAUCGAGUCCCGUGGUGGGUUCUCAUAUGGAUUAAACGAUCCCCCCUCGUAUUCCUCGUGAUGUCUGUGGCGUGCUUCUCUAUAGGUCUUUGUUGUUUCGCAUAUGCAUCCGGCCAACACCACGUUACCUCAACGAUAACGACAGUCUUUACUGCGUUCACCUCCUUCGGUCUUUGUGCCGUGUCCGCGUGGUUUGCAUCCGAACGUUGGACGUUCCUUCGCCACAGUGGCAGAAAAUGGCUUAGUGAUGUCCUCCUCGAAGUCACAGACAAAUUUCUUAAUCUCCCCGGUAUGGACAUGAUACGGCUUUGCGUCCGUAAAUUUGAGCAGUCCGUUGAGCGAAUGAGCAGUUCGAUAUCGAAAGUCGGCACCAAGACCGUUAGUUUGAUAUCUCACGGAAGUGGGAGUGACGAUGAAAAGCAUGAUGAUAUAGAGACUGGAAAUGGUGCCAUUCUACCAUUGACCAGCCCUCCCAAUUCCCCCACCUUGAAACUUCGAGGGGCUUCGGAUCCAUCUCCGGAGACUAGCGGCACUAUUAGUCCUGCUCCAACAACACCAACAAUCGAAGGACCUGCACCUUCAAUUUCAUCGGAAGAGCCUUCGGUCGGUAGACAACUCUGGAAGAAUGCAAUACGAACGGUGAAGAUGCGAUCGGCGGUAUCCUCAAAUAUCGCAGCCAUGGCUAGCGCGAGGAAUCCCCAUCGUCGGCGAACGACGUCAUCUACGUUGAACGGUAGAAAGAGGUCGACUGGAAAUGGUCCUGUGCUACGAUCCCGCGUUGCAACGCUGACUCCUCAGUUGAGGUCUUUACAACCAACAAGGGAUCUCACUGCUCAUCAAGCGCUUGUCAAGCAUAUUCAAUUCUCGCCCAACGGGAAGUUUUUGGCUACGUCAAGUUGGGAUAGAACUUCGUUGAUUUUCCGAGUCGGCGAUACGUUCGAAUCGCACCGUAUUCUUGCACAUGCAAAAGGCUUUGUGAACCAGGUUGCUUGGUCGCCCUCCGGACAUCUCCUACUGACGAAACUGAGCAAGAGUAUCAAGAUCUGGACGGAGGAUGGUGUAUGUUUGAGGACAAUCGACAGAUCUGACACAACAAUUGAAUCAAUAACGUGGUUGCCCGAUGGGACCGGAUUUUUGUCUGUGGAAGGUAGCAACGUAACAAAACUGGAUCUUUUGGGCAAGGUGGUCGGUCAAUACGACUUCGAAAAUAUGAAGCUCCAUGAUGUUGCUGUCACCCCUGAUGGCCUACGUCUUUUGGGUAUCGGUCCGCUAACGGCGUCCCCCACUGGUUUGAAGCCAAGUAAACCUAGAGCAGUAGAGAAACGACUUGCAGUGUACAACACGCAGACGAAUCAGAUUGAACAUCAAACGCCGGUUCUCAAUGAUGUCCGUGACAUCACAUUGGCAAGGAACACGAAGAACGGCUUAAUUGCUUUGGUCAGUUACGAGUACAAGGCACCACCCCAAUUAUGGAAAAUUGACAUUGUCAAAGAUCAUCGAGACAAUAGUUCGCAGAUGGUCGCUCGUUUCACUCUAAGACAUACCUACAUGCCCAAGGGCUCUGUUGAAUUUGCUGGACCGAGUUACUUUGGUGGGAAAAACGACGAAUUGGUCUUAUGUGCAGGAAAAGCUGGGGAUAUUCACAUCUGGGACCAAGAAUCCGGAGCUCUGCUACAUUAUGUGCGUGCUCAAGCAUUAGGCGGUGAUCUCACAUGCAUGGCAUGGAAUCCUGCUGCAGAAGACCCCUACAUGUUCGCCACCGGAAGUCAUGAUGGCGCUGUACGGAUAUGGACACGACCCCAGCCCGAGCCUUCGGAUAAUGCCGAUAACGGUGGCGGGAGCGCCAAUUUCACGCCUCGCACGGCAUCACCUAUGCCGUUUGAGAUGGACCGGACGGAUAGCCCGUUAUCACAGCAGGACUUCGAUGACAUGUCGAUACCGGAGAGCGACAACGAUUUGCCGAUGAGGGAGCGCAUGGUAGCAUUUACUGCAGAUCGCGCACUGAGGAGAGCAGACUGAGCGGGUUUCUUGUGCAGGAUUGCCAUCCGCAUGUUAAGCCGUAGAUAGGCUAUGAUGUAUUUACUGAUUAUUACAUGCUGUAACGUAUAGAUGAGCAUGGUUUUGGAGCAACUCUCGCCGGGAAAUAUGCAAUGGAAAUGGAAAAU